GGAGGCGCGCGAGAUGCUCGAGAAUCCUUCUCGGUCCUCUUCACACGCUCCAGCCCCGCCUCACUACGCCAACGCUGCCUGCCUGGUCCAUCCGCAUCUGUCACAACUGUCUGCAGCUGCUUGAGCUCCGUGGCAUGCCCUCAGUUAUACCGGGAUUUAGGUGGAGGUUUUCACGAGAAAGAGAGCUAUGUCGGAGGUACGGAAAUUUACCAAAAGGUUGAGUAAACCAGGAACGGCAGCGGAACUCAGGCAAAGCGUCUCCGAGGCUGUGAGGACAUCGGUGAUUGUGGAGCAGCCUAAGAUCAUUGAGCCGUUGGACUAUGAGAACGUGGUGUUUCAGAGGAAAGCCCAGAUCCACAGUGACCCUCACAGAGACCUGCUGCAGUGUCCUGUCGACGACAUCUCGGAGUCUCAGAUCUCUCGUCAGAGGAGGACCGUGGUUCCCUCCGUGCCCCAGAAUGCAGAGAGGGACGCCAAGAGCCUGUUUGCCAAAGAGUGCAUCAAGACUUACAACACGGACUGGCAUGUCAUCAACUACAAGUAUGAAGCGUACUCGGGAGAUUUCCGCAUGCUCCCAACUAAAGGCCUGAAGAUGGACAAGCUGCCGGCUCACGUGUUUGAGAUCGAUGAAGACGCUAAAGAUGAGGACUCGUCAUCUCUGUGCUCUCAGAGAGGGGGUAUCAUGAAGCAGGGCUGGCUGCAGAAAGCCAACAUCAACAGCAGCCUGUCUGUCUCCAUGAGGGUGUUUAAGAGGAGGUAUUUCUACCUGUCCCAGCUGCCAGACGGCUCCUACAUCCUCAACUCCUACAAGGAUGAGAAGAACUGCAAGGACACCAAAGGAUCCAUCUACCUGGACUCCUGUAUAGACGUCAUUCAGUGUCCUAAGAUGCGCCGGAACGGCUUUGAGCUGAAGAUGCAGGAGCGCUACAGCCAUUUCCUGUCUGCGGACAGCGAGGCAGAGAUGGAGGAGUGGGUGGUCACCCUGAAACAGGCCCUGCAGAGCAGCACUGAGGGAGGAGACAGGAGGAAUGGAGGAGACAGCCUAGACUGUGCCCUGGAUGAGGACAGCAGCAGCCAGGGGAAAGGAGAGAGCCUAUUGGAGAGUCUGGGGAGGAGCCUUCACCCUGAACUCAUCAAGUAUGCCAGGGAAACAGACCAGCUCAAUAAAAUGAACAGGAACGAGGGGAGACAAAAGCUUUUCUCCCUGGACCCUGAAACACAGAGGUUGGACUUCUCGGGUAUAGAGCCUGAUGUGAAGCCGUUUGAGGAGCGUUUUGGCCGGCGCAUCGCCGUCAGCUGCCAUGACCUCACCUUCAGCCUGCAGGGCUGUGCCAACGAGAGGGGGGACGGGGUCCUCACCAACGUGGAGCCGUUCUUCAUCAGCUUGGCCCUGUUUGACGUGUCUAAGAGCUGUAAGAUCUCUUCUGACUUCCACGUGGACCUCAACCCUCCCUGUGUACGAGAGAUGCUGACCGACACCUCUCCACUCUCCCCUACAUCAGAGGGAGGAGGAGGAGGAGGAGGAGGAGGAGGAGGAGGGGUGAAUGGAGGAGUGAACGGGGAUGCAGGGAAAGGGAAUGGUCUUCCCGUUCUACAAAGGGUGGCUGAGUCUCUGCUGCAAUACCCCACUCAGGGUAUCUUCUCAGUGACCAACCCCCAUGCUGAUAUUUUCCUGGUGGCCAGAGUGGAGAAGGUCCUACAGAACGGCAUUACACACUGUGCUGAGCCCUACAUCAAGACUUCAGACAUCAACAAGACAGCCCAGAAGGUGCUGAAGGCUGCCAAGCAGACGUGUCAGCGCCUGGGCCAGUACAGGAUGCCCUUCGCCUGGGCUGCCAAGCAAGUGUUUAAAGAUGCCCAGGGCAGUCUGGACAUGGACGGGAAGUUCUCUCCUCUCUAUCGCCAGGACAGCAGCAAGAUCUCCACCGAUGACCUCAUCAAGAUGCUGGCUGAUAUCAGGAAGCCAGAGAAGAGCAAGCUGCAGACUAUCCCUGGACAGCUGAAUGUCACCAUCGAGUGUGUGCCUCCGGACUUCUCAAACACGGUGACCUCGUCGUACAUCCCAGUCAAGCCCUUUGAGGAGAAGUGUGAGAGGGUCUCAGUGGAGAUGGAGGAGUUCCUCCCUGAGGAGGCCAAGUACAACUACCCCUUCACUGUCUACAAGAACCACCUGUAUGUCUAUCCCCUGCAGCUGAAGUACGACAACCAGAAGACCUUCGCAAAGGCAAGAAACGUAGCGGUGUGUGUACAGUUCAGAGACUCUGACGAAGAAGGCGCGGCCCCUCUAAAGUGUAUCUACGGAAAGCCAGGAGAGACACUCUUCACCACCAGUGCCUGUGCGGCCGUCCUCCACCACAACCAGAGCCCUGAGUUUUACAACGAGGUAAAGAUUGAGCUGCCGGUCCAUGUCCAUGAGAAACACCACAUCCUCUUUACCUUCUACCACAUCAGCUGUGAGAUCAGUACCAAGACCAGCACCAAGAAGAGAGAGGGAGUGGAGUCCCUGGUGGGCUACUCCUGGGCCCCCCUGUUGAAGGACGGCAGGAUGCAGUCUAUCGAGCUACAGCUGCCCGUGUCUGCCACCCUGCCCCCUGGAUACCUCUAUGACAAGACCCAGGAUGCCAAGAAGUCAGCACCCGAUAUAAAAUGGGUAGAAAACAACAAGCCACUGUUCAAAGCGAAGACCAAUGUAGCGUCAACAAUAUACCCCCAGGAUCUGCACCUCCACAAGUUCUUCCAGCACUGCCAGCUGAUGAGGUCCUCCUCAGAGGGCAACACAGCAGAACUCAUCAAGUAUCUGAAGUGCCUGCAUGCCAUGGAGACUAAGGUCAUUAUUAAGUUCCUCCCCACUGUGCUGAUGCAGCUGUUUGAGGUCCUCAACACAGCAACCAAAGAGGCCACCGAAAUCGCUGUCAACUCCACCCGUGUGAUUAUACACAUCGUUUCCCGGUGCCACGAGGAGGGACUGGAAAACUACCUGCGCUCUUUCCUAAAGUAUGUGUUUGUGAACAACAGCCCAGUGGCUGGGAACUCUGGGACCACUCAUGAGGUACUGGCCACCGCCGUCACAGCCAUCCUCAAACAGACAGCGGACUUCAACACCAGCAACAAGCUGCUCAAGUAUUCCUGGUUCUUCUUCGAGACCAUGGCCAAGUCCAUGGUCCAGUACCUGCAGGAGGGCAACAGGAUCAAGAUGCCCCGUGCCCAGAGGUUUCCAGACAGUUUCCACCAGGCCCUACAGUCCCUACUACUGUCCAUCAUGCCUCACAUCACCAUCCGCCAUGUUGAGAUUCCAGAGGAGGCCCGUUGUGUCAACCUCAGCCUGGCUGGCUUCAUCAAGCGCUGUCUCACCUUCAUGAACAGAGGCUUUGGCUUCAGCCUGAUCAACGACUACAUGUGUGGCUUCACCCUUAAAGACCCCAAGGUCUUGACCGAGAUGAAGUUUGACUUCCUCAUGACGGUGUGUAACCACGAGCACUACAUCCCGCUUAACCUGCCCAUGGCUUUUGGACGCACCAAGCUGCAGAGAGUUCAGGAUUUUAUUUCGUACGCGACGGAGAUUUUUGGCGCAGUAGAUCAGAGCCUGGAGUCUGCGCUGACGGAGGAUUACUGUAAGAACCACUUCCUGGUUGGUCUGCUGCUGAGGGAGGUGGCCGAGGCCCUGCAGGGGUCACCAGAGGUCAGACAGCUGGCUGUGGCCGUCCUGAAGAACCUGCUCAUCAAACACGCCAUGGACGACCGUUACACCCAGUACAAGAAUCAGGCCCGAAUCUGUCUACUGUACCUGCCACUGCUGGAGCUGCUCUACCAGAACCUCAAACAGCUGUCUGCCCAGCAUCACACCUCCAGCCCUGGCCUGGGCUUCACCGGCUCCAGAGAUGACUUGAGAUCAACCGGCUUGAUGGACAGCCGCAGGACCAGCACGGCCAUCGAUAAAGACCACGGCCCAGUAGCUCAGAACGGCCACUUGGUGAGGAGGGAGGACUCCAGAGGAUCUCUGUUUAUGGACCCCAGCACUCCAGAUAGCUCUGAGCUCCACAGAAGGGGCUCUGAGCUCCACCGGCGGGGCUCCACUAUGAGCAGCAGUACUACUCUCCCUCCCAUAGGCAGACUGGGCCACUAUGAGAUCAAAGGACUGCUUCUGUGUUUCCUUCACAUCGUCAGGACCGUCUCAGACGACACCCUGCUGGCCUACUGGAACAAGGUCAACCCUCAGGACAUCAUCAACUUCCUCAGUCUACUGGAGACAUGCCUGGUGCAGUUCCGUUACGUUGGAAAGAGAAACAUUGGCAGGAGUCAGGAUGCCUGGGUGUCCAAGCUGUUCUCUUCAGACAGGAAGUCCCAGACCAUGCCUGUGAUGCGCUGCAGAGCCGGCCUAAUGCAGAGCAGGCUUCAGCAGUUCAGCACCAUGGAUACCUCUCUCACACUCAACAUAGGGACUGGUCCCUCGGAGGCAGAGGUCCACCACCAGGCUCUGUUGGAGGGUAAUAUUUCUACCGAGGCCUGCCUCAGUGUACUGGACGUCCUCUCACACUUCACUCAGUGCUUCAAGAACCAGCUGCUGGACAGCGACGGCCACAAUCCCCUGAUGAAGAAGGUUUUUGACAUCUAUCUGAACUUUCUGAAAGUCGGCCAAUCAGAGGCUGCCCUCAAACACGUCUUCGCCUCCCUCAGGGCUUUCAUGAACAAGUUCCCAGCGGCUUUGUUCAAGGGCCGCGUGACUCUGUGUGCGGCUCUGUGCUACGAGGUUCUGAAGUGCUGUGUGUCUAAGAUGGGUCUGCUGCGGGCUGAGGCCUCCGCUCUACUCUACCUGCUGAUGAGGAACAACUAUGAGUACACCAAGAGGAAGACCUUCCUACGCACUCACCUACAGAUCAUCAUCGCGGUGAGCCAGCUGAUCUCAGACGUGGCGCUGACUGGCAGCUCCCGCUUCCAGGAGUCCCUCUCCAUCAUCAACAACUUUGCCAACAGCGACAAAGCAAUGAAGUCGACAGCGUUCCCUGGGGAGGUGAAGGGACUGACCAAGCGUAUCCGGACGGUGCUGAUGGCCACGGCCCAGAUGAGGGAGCAUGAGAAGGACCCAGAGAUGCUGCUGGACCUGCAAUACAGCCUGGCACGCUCCUACGCCUCCACCCCCGAGCUACGACGCACCUGGCUGGACAGCAUGGCCCGGGCACACAUCAAGAAUGGAGAUCUCUCAGAGGCUGCUAUGUGUUACAUCCAUGUUGCUGCACUGGUGGCAGAAUACCUCAACAGGAAAAAGAUGUUCCCCAGUGGCCUGGCAGCCUUCAAGAGGAUCACUCUGAACAUCGAAGAGGAGGCCGCCAUGAAGGAAGACACAGGAAUGCAGGAUGUCUACUACACAGAGGAGGUCUUAGUGGAGCGUCUAGAGCUCUGUGUAGAGGGGCUGUGGAAGGCAGAGAGAUACGAGCUGAUUACACACGUCGCCAAGCUCAUUAUCCCUGUCUACGAGAAACGCCACGAGUUCCAGAAACUGAGCCGUCUGUAUGACACGCUGCACAGAGCCUACAAUAAGAUCCUGGAGGUGAUGCAUACAGGCCGGAGACUACUGGGGACCUACUUCAGAGUGGCCUUCUACGGGCAGGGCUACUUCGAGGAGGAGGACGGUAAGGAGUAUGUGUACAAGGAGCCCAAACUCACUGGCCUAUCAGAGAUCUCUCAGCGCCUUCUAGGGCUCUACGGGGACAAGUUUGGAACGGAAAGCGUCAAGAUCAUCCAAGACUCCAACAAGGUCAACCCCAAAGACCUAGACACCAAGUUCGCCUACAUCCAGGUCACCUUCGUCAAGCCUUACUUUGACGAGAAGGACUGUCCAGAGAAGAAGACAGACUUUGAGAAGUGCCACAACAUCAACCGCUUUGUGUUCGAAACGCCAUACACGCUGACGGGGAAGAAACAUGGUGGGGUGGAGGAGCAAUGCAAGAGGAGGAGCGUACUCACAACGGCCAACACGUUUCCGUACGUGAAGAAGCGUGUGGAGGUGUUGGGGGAGAAGCAGGUAGAGCUGAAGCCUGUGGACGUGGCCAUCGACGAGAUGCGGGCGCGCACCGCCGAGCUGACCAAACUCUGCUCCUCCCAGGAGGUGGACAUGAUCCAGCUGCAGCUCAAACUGCAGGGCUGUGUCUCUGUACAGGUUAACGCUGGUCCGAUGGCGUACGCCAGAGCCUUUCUGGACGACUCCAAAACCAGCAAGUCCAACAAUAAGAAAGCCAUGGAGCUCAAGGAGAUAUUCAGGAGGUUUGUGGAAGUCUGCAGCAUGGCUCUGGACAUCAAUGAGCGUCUGAUCAAGGAGGACCAGUUUGAGUACCACGAGGGCCUGAAGGGCAACUUCAAAGACAUGGUGAAGGAGCUGUCGGACAUCAUCCAUGAACAGAUUUAAGAAAUGCCAGAUCUUCCAGGAGGAUAUGAUGCGUUCACUGCUCCAGAACUCCUUACACGUAUUCCGUGCCAUCAGUGGGACGUCUACAGACCUGGGCUAAAGUGACUGUAACACAGAGUAGAGCUACCCCCCCCCCACACACACACACACACACACACACACACCCUCUGCUAGUUGGAUCCAAACUGGACUUGUCGACUCCCUCGCUCCACACCACAAACUGGAAACCUGUUUAUAAUGUACUUUGGGAUGAGCACUGUUCAGUAUGACUUGGCAUAUUGGCCUUGUUAUUCCCAUUUGCCUUCUCAAACAUCCUGAAUAGUAUAACUGAGCUCACCGAGAUGUCUGAUACGACGGCUGUGUGCUAGCAGUAUUUGGAGAAUGUAUUAUGUACUACCGAUAUUACGAAAUUGAUCAAAUGUCAGGUCUUGCUGUUGAGUCAUGUAUUAGGUGACCUUGCACUUUUUUCUCUUCAACUACAAGAUUCUUGAAUGACUUGUAUUCUUUAAUGGCGAGGGGGAGAUGUUAUUUUGUAAUGUUUUAUUUGUUUAAAUUCUGGACUGUUGCAACUCAAAGCUCUAUGCAGAUUGACUUAAUCUCUCCAAUCAAAGGCAGUGUUGACCAUUCAAAUAGAAACGGUCUCUAUAGUGUUAACACUUUACCACUGCAGAUAUUAGCCUACCUACCUUCUAAAGAGAUGAGUCACGUACGGUAUGUGGAUUAUCUGGGUGUGUUCAGUAGGGAUGGAGCGUUUUGAAACAGGGUGAAACAGGGCGGUACUACUACCUGAAUUUGUCCAAUAAAAACACAGAUUAUUGUGUUACGCUGCAAACCAUUUUGCUACGGUGUGCCCUGCUGAACACGACCCAGGUAAUGGCUGCCUUUUGUCCAUAAUCAAUGCAAAGCUGUUGUUUUCCUUGCACACUGCAUCAAAUGGUUGCUUCAGAGAGCAAACGCAUUACACUUAAGUGCUGGGAGUCUAUUCUGCAAUGGUCUAAGGUGGCUUAUAUGUUUUAGGAUCAAACAAACAGUAACCCAUCGGUUGUCUGUAUUACUCUAUAAGAAAGCUGUACAGUAAGGUUUAAUGCCGUAUACUCUAUGAUGUCAAAGUGUCAGUCUCUCUGUAAUAACCCAAUGCUCAGACAGUUUCUUCAGUUGUUGAACUGUUGUCGUAUGCUCUGAUAUGGGGUGUGUUCUCUGACAUUAAGUCAAUGAUGAUUGAUUAGCCUGGUCCCAGAUCUGUUGGUGCUGUCUUGCCAACUCAUAGGCUGCGUUUACACAGGCAGCGUAAUUCUGAUCUGAUUGGUCAAAAGACCAAUUAUUGUGGGACCAGGCUGUUGAUUUUGAUUGAUGUCUCUAUCACAGGGGUAUUCAAAUCUUACCUUACAAGGUCCGGAGUACUACUGGUUUUCUGUUCUGCCUGAUCAUUCAUUGCACCCGCCUGGUAUCCCAGGUCUAAAUCAGUCCCUGAUUAGAGGGGAACAAUGUAAAAAAAAUUAAAAAAGCAGUGGAACUGACUUUGGGGUUCAGAUUUGAAUAUGAGGGAUCUAUCAGCUGGCUGGACCUAUUGAGGGAUCUAUCAGCUGGCUGGACCUAUUGAUCCACUAGUCCCUACAUCUCUCCUCAGAAAAGUCUCCUGUCCUAUUUCAAGUAAUAAUACAACUCCAAAACAUGCUGAUUGUACAGUAUUUCACAAGUGCUACACUGAAAUGAGCAGAUAGAUGAUAAUAAUAUGCAGAUGUAUAUAAUAUGUUUUGCUGUAAAAGAAGAAAGGCGUGCGUGCGUGCGUGUAGCUACAUAUUUAUAGUUGUGCUGUUUCUGGACCAAUACAUGGUUGCAUUGGUUUGAGAAUAGUCGUAUUUCUCUGAUUGUGUCUGAUUUUGAUUUGCCAUUGUAAUUACACUGUAUCUAAGUACAGAUGCUUGUUCAACAUAUCUUUGUUAAGCCAUUUUUCAAUAAAAAACAAUGUUUUGCGAAAAA
This is a messenger RNA of Salmo salar (Atlantic salmon), 8380 nucleotides long. NCBI's taxonomy places the organism in Eukaryota, Metazoa, Chordata, Actinopteri, Salmoniformes, Salmonidae. The record is from RefSeq and is a predicted model, not a curated record.